AUGAGGAAAAGAUGGAUAAUACUUUUAUCCCUUAUAGGGGCUUUUCUUUUCUCUGGGAUUUUAUAUUUUUGUGCCAAACAACUGAAAAAUCAUGAAUACAAGCCUAGGUUUUAUUUGUCAGGUGAGAAUGGCAAGAAAGGUGACCUUGAAAGUAAAGAAAUGGCAAAUAUGAAAAGACAGCUACUCACUUCCGUAUCAAAGAAUUCUAAAAAUCAUCUAAAAGGCACAGUGCCAAAAAAUCUCGUGUUUGACAUUUCCAAGACUAAAGAUGAUGGAACGAGUGGAUACAUGAAAAUCAUUAGUGAGACUUAUGUCCAAAUUCCAGGAUUCAAGGGUUUCACUCAUGUUCUAAAAACCAAAUCCAAGGUCUCACUAUAUAAAUUCCGCGACUUUGAACAGAACGGUUUACCUUCUGGAAAGGAAUUUGAAGCAUUUUUAACCUUUUUUAAGGAGGAUGAAUUGGAUGGACUUCCUUAUGUUGUUUGUCCUGUAUCUUCAAUUGAUACCAUGUCAUAUGAAUGUUAUCUAAGGAACCCCAAUGACGAUUGGACUAGGAAUGAUUCAUUAUCUGAAAUUGACGUAACAGAUUCCGAAUUUGGUGAAAAAGCUUCUAAAAUUGUUUAUGACCAUUACUUGUCAGAUUCCUCUUCCUUUGGUGAUACUGAGUCUACUAAUUAUGACGUAGAGUCUGCCAUUAAUGAUUUAGAAUCUGCUAUUAACGAUUUAGAGUCUUAUAUUGGCUCAGAAGAUUCAUCCGCUAACAGUUUUGAUGAUAAAGUUUAUGAUAAUUUCGAGUUUGACAUUUCCAGAACUGAUGAUGGAACGAGUGGUCCUGUUAGAACUAUUGGUGGCACAUAUGUUCAAAUUCCAAAAUUUAAAGGUUUUACUCACGUUAUAAAAGGUAAAUCCAAGGUUUCAACCUAUAGAUUCCAUGAUUGUGAACAGAAUGGCUUACCCACAGGUGAACAUUUCGAAGCAUUUUUAACAUUUUUUAAGGAAGAUAAUUUAGAUCAUUUGCCUUAUGUCGUUUGUCCCGUAACAUCAAUUGAUACCAUGUCAUACGAAUGUUAUCUAAGGAACCCCAAUGACUCAUGGAGUAAAAACGAGUCCUUAUCUGAGAUUGAUAUAAUGGAUGCCGAAUUUGGUGAAAAAGCUUCUAGCAUCGUUUGCCAGCACUAUGAUAUUGAAAAUUAA
Theileria parva strain Muguga is the source of this 1194-nucleotide messenger RNA. Its product is annotated as putative integral membrane protein. The transcript has a single exon. The record is from RefSeq and is a predicted model, not a curated record. The coding region runs from base 1 to 1194 and encodes 397 amino acids. Lineage: Eukaryota; Apicomplexa; Aconoidasida; Piroplasmida; Theileriidae.